Molecule: messenger RNA, 717 nt
Organism: Quercus robur (English oak)
Lineage: Eukaryota; Viridiplantae; Streptophyta; Magnoliopsida; Fagales; Fagaceae
Source: RefSeq, a predicted model, not a curated record
AUGUCGUCGGGUACUGUUCACUUCCCCGCCAUUCUUGUAACCGUCACCUGUAAUCCGCGCAGGUGUGUCCGCACCCCCCUGAGUGGACGAGAAAGAAAGGAUUUCUCGAAGCAACCCCGGUUCCAGACCCAGGAGUCAACUUUCCCGUAUGAGCAUUCGGUACAUGUAUCAGUCCGUGGAAGGGUGAAAGGGUCACCACUACUGAGGAUCUCCCCCCUAAUCUUAGAUAGGUCGUCGAGGGUUCGCCGCGGUUCAUUGCUGUGCUUACACACUAGGCUACCCUUCUCUGAAAGCUCCGCAGGACCACCUACCACUAGUCUUCGGCCGGAGGGGUUUAUUGCACAAACGCCGGGACGCAGGCUCCCGAAGAGGGAAGCCCAACGAAUAUCAGAUGCAAAGCCCCGCACCUCAUUAAGAUCAUAUUGGCAUACUCUCCCAAAAAAAAAAGAGCAGACCCCAUUGAAGACGAGAGUGAGGUACAACAAGGCCAUUUCUGUCCACCGCCCUUCUCACGGAGCCGCACGUGGACGUUACCGCUCAUACAGCUCCCAGCCAGCAAGAGUUAGCCUUCCCCUACAAGGAAUGGAAGUGUGGAUGAAUCGACAUCAAAUAGAGGAAUUCGGUUUUUCUUUUCAGCAAUACCAUGAUAAGAGCAUCCCUUUCACAAAAACCUACGGAUCCUCCCCCCCCCUAUCCUGCCACUUCAGGACCUUGUGA